This is a messenger RNA of Telopea speciosissima, 1077 nucleotides long. Its product is annotated as general transcription and DNA repair factor IIH subunit TFB1-1-like. Gene Ontology annotation, biological process: transcription by RNA polymerase I; transcription by RNA polymerase II; nucleotide-excision repair. The record is from RefSeq and is a predicted model, not a curated record. Lineage: Eukaryota; Viridiplantae; Streptophyta; Magnoliopsida; Proteales; Proteaceae. Gene Ontology annotation, cellular component: transcription factor TFIIH core complex; transcription factor TFIIH holo complex. The transcript has 10 exons. The coding region runs from base 244 to 1077 and encodes 277 amino acids.
CAGAGGAAAGCUUGGGGAUUACUAGAAAAGGUAUGGAUUGACACACAGAGACGCCAUUGCGCGUAACAACGAUGCUGAAAGCACAGUGAUCAGUGUUGUUGUGCCUGUCAUUCAUCAUGGCGCAAGCAUGAACCAUUAAUCCAGACUCCCACCACCUUCCAUUGAUGAUCGAACAUCGAACCGUUUUAUGUCCGCGGAAGAAACCCUAUAUCUCAGUUAUCGAACAUCAAGGACGAUAAGGACAUGACGAGCUUAUUCCGAUCAUCCAUUUAUCUUUUGUCUCUUGUCAUUGAUUUCGAUCUCUGGUUCGACAAAAAUAUGGCGGCUGGACAGGUCGUUAUGCGCGCCAAGUAUAAGACAUCUGUUAAAGACCCUGGCAUCCAAGGAGUGCUUAAGAUGACCUGGGACAAAUUUACAUUUGCUACAAAUGAUCCUAGGUCAUCUGUAAAGCUUGAUGUGGGGUUUAAAUCCAUUAAAGGUCACAAGUUCAGCAAGGAGGGAUCGAAACGGGCACUACUGAAUCUUACACAAGAUCAGGGUGGAGGUUACAUUUUCGAGUUUGACAAGUUCCCUGAUCGUGAUGUUUGCCGAGAUUUUGUGGGUAAAGUCCUUGGGAAACUUCAGUCUAUUGUUCUGUCUGGACAGGAUGUUAAAGUGGUUUCAGAAAGAUCUCCUGCUACAGUUCAAGAUGAACAACUUAGUCCAGAAGAAAUGGAGCGCCGAAUGAAGUUGUUGCGAGAUGAUAGUGAGCUGCAGAAAUUGCACAAGCAAUUUGUCAUCACUGGCAUCUUGACAGAAGCUGAAUUCUGGGCGACAAGGAAGAAAUUGCUUGACGCUGAUGGCAGUAAAACGUCGAAACAACAAGUGGGGUUCAAAAGUGCAAUGCUUGCAGAUGUUAGGCCCCUGACUGAUGGUCGGACCAAUAAGGUUUUGUGCAACUUCUCUUACAAAAUAAUUGCUAAGGUUAUUCCGGCAAGAUUUAGAGUAGAUGCUGGUAGAACUCCAUCUCGAAUUGCUUCAAGUUCUAUUGCAGAUGCGGAGAAACUGGAUCCAUGGGUACAUUUGGCUGUUUGGUAG